AUGAAUUAUAGUUAUUUGGCCUCCCAUUCACGUUUGAAAGAGAAAGGAAUGUCUUUGGAAGUUCAUAGAAUAGAAGUUAGCGAUAGAGGUAAUUGGACAUGUCGAGUAUGGAAUAAAGAAGGAUCUGUUAGCAGGUAA
Messenger RNA from Meloidogyne enterolobii, 138 nucleotides. NCBI's taxonomy places the organism in Eukaryota, Metazoa, Nematoda, Chromadorea, Rhabditida, Meloidogynidae. The record is from the annotation of a GenBank genome assembly.